This is a messenger RNA of Kickxella alabastrina, 2080 nucleotides long. RefSeq lists its product as uncharacterized. The coding region runs from base 229 to 2004 and encodes 591 amino acids. The transcript has 2 exons. The record is from RefSeq and is a predicted model, not a curated record. NCBI's taxonomy places the organism in Eukaryota, Fungi, Kickxellomycota, Kickxellomycetes, Kickxellales, Kickxellaceae.
UUUCUCUUUCUUUUUUAAUUUACUCUCUCACUUUCGCUUUUUGUUAUUCCCUUGUUUCUUGUGCGGUUCAUCAAAAUCUAAUAUUCAUUUGUACAUUUAUUGUUGAUAUACGCUUUUCAUUUACUCGUUCGCUCGCUUUCUCUCACGCACAAACACAUUUUUUAUUGUCAUUAUAUCGAGCUUCCUGAAAAGCACGCAGCCGCACUGCUUAUCACACGCCUGGAAUACAUGUCACCCACGGCCAAGGCAAAGGCAAAGGCGAAAGAAGGGCCGGCCGAUCAACGCAAUGGAAUGCAAGCACAGCGGGAAGGUGAAGCUGUCUCUGAGCAUGCAUCUGAGCGAGGUGAUCGUCGUGCAUCGUCGGUUUCAUAUAUUUUCCAGACUAAGCUCGGACUUUUAAGCAGGUACCUGGAGGACCACACGACAAUGUCUCAGGACAAAAUUUCUGUGACGCCAGGACCUUCCGAAUCUCUUUCCAAGAAUGGCGCUGGCCCGUCGAGAGUUGCUGUGCCAGAGCUCGCACGAGAAUCUAAUGUGCAGGGGCAAAGAGGGAAGCAAACACUGCGCAAGAGCCUUCGCAACCCAAGCACGGCAAAUUAUGGCGAACACCCGGUCACAUAUAACGUACGUCCGAAGGACAGCGGGGGAGCAAACUUGACUACUAUCCAUGCCCAUCCGCAGAUAUUGGGCGCGAAAAAGCAAAAGCGUCUGGGAAUAUUCAACAAAGGCAAGGCGGUAGUUUCCAACGGCACAACAGGGAUUGCGUUUUCCGAGAGGGAGUUUCUGGCAUCUGCAAACAUCAACCGCAUCCGACUCGAUGGCGCAGAGCACGCCGCAAGAAACAAUAGUUCACCAGAUGCGCACCCUCAGUUGCACCAGGCACUCGCGGAUGACGAAGAGGACGCAGAUGUGGGCAGCGGCAUCAGACGUGAAAGCGAGGUAACUGGCAGAAGAAUGAGCGUGAGCAGGGAUAAUGUCGAAAGCAAUUUCUCACAGCACGACCACCAAUUGCCGAUACGCAUAGGCCCCACAAGUGAGGGCCCUCCUUGCCACAAUGCGUUCAGACAGCGAUGCAGAUCCUAUGGCCAUGUAUCAAACAUACAGGACACUGCGUCUUCCGCUGGGCAAAACCACGCGCAUUUUUCCGAUUCACCAUUUGGAUCGCAUACCUGGCUGUCACGGCAAGCUCGGAGCGUGCACCCCACACCGCCCGCAUCUGCUGACCGCGAAUAUGUGAUGUUUGGGGAGCAUGUCAGUGAUUGCGGGACAUCACCGGUGGCCAACGACACGACAAACAUCCGCUUCUUACAUCAAACAGACUUUUGCAGUUCUUUGCUUCUCGGAUCAAUAUCUGAUUGUUUGAACGAAAAUUCUGAGCUGCAGCCUACCCCGCUGUCCAGCAGCAACAGCAUGGAUCUGGACGUCAGUCUUCUAUUUGAAAGGCAGGACGCGUAUGCCACAAAUCCCUCGAAUUCAGAAUGUAACAUCAGAGACUAUUCGCUGGAUGCACUGUCUGGGUUUAACAGCAGUUUUUUUGCUUCUCAGGACCUGCCCUACAACAGGUGCGUAGGCGACAUCACGGUCGACGACCUUAGAGGCAGCCGGAAUGAAGUAAACACGCGCUCCUCGCUUCUUUACCCGCCGCUACUGUCUUACCACCACCAGCACCAGCAGAACUACGGAUUACCUAAUGAGGUGAGCGCACAAAGCUUUGACACACUGCCCGAGUAUGCACCACAGUUAGAGAUGCCGCCUCCGUAUCUAUCUAUGCACAGCAUGUCCUCUCUGGCCGCUGGAAACGACAGCAUAAACGAAAUUCGCCGGUUCAACCAGUCGCGCGCUUACAUUCCAAUAUCAGCGUACCCAAACAACCUUUUGCAAAGAAACCUUCUGCCAUACGGAGAUUUUGCCAUGACUAGCACCCCGCCAUACAGCGACAUACCUGUGGCAAACAGCUGCUCAAGCCCAAUUGAUUUUAGGUACUAUCCGCGCAGAAUGAACUAAUCAAUCAACAUGACAGCCCAAAUUGUAGUAUUGUUUUGCAAUUUUUGUAAUAAUAUUACAACUAUUAUAAUGAUUA